AUGUAUGAACAAACAAAGAUACGGAGGAAAGGGAAUCUUUCUGGAGAUGACUUUAUUUGUCCAAUACCUUUACUUAGCAGACUUAAUGACCAGAAUAUUGAGAAAUUCCUACCUAUAGUCUACACUCCUACAGUUGGUCUGGCUUGUGAGAGGUUCGGCUUAGUUUAUAGAAGACCCAGGGGACUGUAUAUAACCAUUUACGAUAAAGGUCAUGUGAAACGAAUACUUAAAAACUGGCCGAUAGCAGACGUAAGAGCAAUAUGUUUCACGGACGGAGAGAGAAUAUUGGGUUUAGGAGACCUCGGGGCGUACGGUAUGGGUAUCCCUAUAGGUAAGCUGUCCCUCUAUACGGCGCUUGCGGGUAUCAAACCCCACCAGUGCCUUCCCGUAAUGCUGGACGUGGGGACUAACAACGAGGAGUUGCUUGAAGAUCCGCUAUACAUUGGGAUUAGACGGAAAAGAGCUAGGGGAAAGGAAUAUUAUGAAUUUAUCGAUGAAUUCAUGGAUGCUUGUGUAUGGAGAUACGGAUCGAAUACACUUUUACAGUUCGAAGAUUUCGCUUUGCCUAACGCAACGCCUUUGCUACAUAGGUAUCGUGAUAGAUAUUGUACGUUCAAUGACGACAUACAAGGCACAGCCGGCGUUGCUGUCGCUGGACUGUUGGCAGCAGAAAAAGUAACCAAAAAGAAAAUUUCCGAACAGACAUUUCUGUUCCUCGGUGCCGGAUCCGCAGCUACUGGUAUUGCAAAUUUAUCGGUACUAGCUAUGAAAGAUAAUGGUCUAUCCGAGGCAGAUGCUAGAAAACGUAUACUUAUGUUUGAUAUCGAUGGACUUUUGUCUAAAUCUCGGUCUGAACCUAUACCUGACCAUGCUAAAGCGUUUGCCGCGGACUUGCCACCUGAAAAGGACUUUGAAAAAGUAGUGGCCACUGUAAAACCAACCAUUCUUAUUGGGUGCUCUGCAAAGGGUGGUGCAUUUACACCGGCUAUUUUGAAGAUGGUCGCGAGCUACUGCGAGAGGCCGAUUAUUUUCGCUCUUAGCAAUCCGACGUCUCGGGCCGAAUGCACAGCGCAACAAGCUUAUGAUGGAACCGAGGGCCGUUGCGUAUUUGCAUCGGGAUCCCCGUUUCCACCAGUCAAUUAUGGUGGAAAAACAUACAUUACGGGACAAGGAAACAAUUCCUAUAUAUUUCCCGGAAUAGCUUUAGGUACUCUAACAGUUAAUGCCCAUUCUAUACCGGAGGAAAUGUUUUUAGAGGCAGCGAAGGCCCUCAAGGAUCUAGUGAGUGACGCAGAUUUUGCCCUUGGACGAAUUUACCCUCCUUUAGCGGAUGUAAAGAAGGUGUCUUUACAUAUCGCAACACACUGUGCUAACGCCGCUUAUAAACUUCGAGUAGCAACUGUUUAUCCACCUCCAAAAGACAUGAAGGCAUACAUUACAAAAUCACUGUAUGACUUGAAGUACCCUGUGGUAUUGCCUCAUUUCUACACUCACCCCGACGAAUCUCACAUUAAGGUGAAGUCUAUAAAAGAAACCUACGAAAAGUAUUUUCCGAAUACAGCAAACGGGAAGCCCGUUCAAAAAAGCUCUAUAUUGAGUGGAAAAUGUGAGAGCUUCAAUAAAAAAGACGCUUAUCUUUUGAUGUCUAUGGCAGGUAGUUUCAAUCUAAAAAAGCAAUGUGGGCUCGCCAUGGGACGCAGUGGUAGUGCGAUGGAGUUGUCAGCAAUCUUGCUGGUGCUCCUUCAUCUGUCGAUGCACGUCGUGGAUGAGGGGCAUGCUGUCAACCCAAGUUGUACGUGUGUCCGGUUCACGUCGACGUACGGCAAGGAGCGCGGCACGUUCAGCAGCCCCGACUACCCGCGCCCCUACCCCGCGCGCCUCGACUGCCUCCUCUACACGUUCGUCGCCGCACCGCACGAGAUCGUCGAGCUUGUCUUCACUGACUUUGACAUCUAUAAGGAGCAUAUGAAUUGUGUCCGCGGGGACUACCUCAAGGUAUAUUGGGAGGUCCAAGGUCCAGGUCCACCUGGUGCUAUCAACGAGCGUUCAGCGUGGGCGAGAGAAUUGUGCGGCAGCCGAGCUGAUGCUCCACCCGCCUUGUACUCGCCGGGACCUGCUCUUGUCUUGGAGUUCCAUACGGGACCCAAACAGAAUAACGCGACGGGUUUCGUCGGGACUUACAGUUUUAUUGAUAAACGUCUAUUCGAAACAGACGGUGUCCGACUACCAAGCACAGAGUGCGACUUCCAAUUCAGUCGGUCCAGCAAUCGACCAACCCAUGGCCGCCUCUACAGCCCUCGCUACCCGUCCAUCUAUCCCAAUAACGUGCGGUGUUCUUACCACUUCCAUGCAAGACCAAAGGAACGCGUGAAAGUGGUGUUUGAAGAGGUUUCUCUACAAAAAGGCGACGUUAGUUGCCUGCGACGGGCGGAUAUCAUCAAGGUGUUCGAUGGACGGGACACCAAUUCACCCGCUAUAGCUAUGCUAUGUAACGAGCUUACAGGAUACGAGGUGCUAUCUACGGGUCCGGCGCUGCUACUCCAGUUCACGGCCAAUUCCGCCACUCCUGGACAGGGGUUCGCAGCCACUUUCCACUUUCAACCGCCACCAGAUUCUACUGCUGCAGAUUCGGAUCGUUUGCUGAAGUUGAGCUUCGGGAAAGCAUUCGAGUCGCUUGGACCAGAAGUCAGCGCUACAACUUCAUCAUGUCACCAGGAGUUCAACAGCGACGGCACGAAGCAUGGGACCCUCACGUCUCCCCACUACCCUGCAGCCUACCCCCCAAACACUCACUGCCACUAUGAAUUCUUCGGGAGAGGAAAAGAGAGAGUCAGACUAAUAUUUCAAGACUUCUUUUUGUAUAAAUCUACUGAUGGUUCUUCAGAUUGCACAAACGUCGACUCGCUACAAGCAUUUGUCAACGUGGAUGGUCGUCUUGAGAAGGUGGAAACAUUCUGUGGAGUUGACCUGCCCAAACCCAUCAUGUCGAAUGGCCCAAAACUGAUGCUCGAGUUCCGAGGGACCCACUCGUCAAGACACGCCAGAGGAUUCAAAAUAUCUUACGCUUUUGUAGAAAAUUUCGGCAUAACCUCAGGGAGGCAACUCAAAGAGUUUCCCUGUGCGUUCGUAUACAACAGUACCGAGUCCAGGAACGGUACUUUCGCGUCUCCCAACGCUCCGGGUCCGUAUCCCAGGGACACUGAAUGCACGUACUUCUUCCAUGGAGGGGAGACAGAGAAGGUUCAUCUGCACUUCACAAACUUCGACGUCGAGGGAGUUUCACCAUGUGAAGCCGUCUCAGCGAGUGAUUACGUCGAAUUUUCAAACUACAUGACUGAAGACAAUAGAUAUGGUAGAUACUGCGGUCAGCUGAAAGAGUUCCAUGUUGAAUCCGAAAGGAAUUUCUUCAAAGUAACGUUCCGGUCGAAUGAUAGGCUGGAUGGUCGAGGGUUCAAAGCCAUCUAUCAGUUUCUGGACAUCUCCGAUGAAUAUCGAUCUCCUGUGCAGGACUUGGCUUCUGAUUCGGCGUGUAUAUUCGGACACCUAGUGUUACUCUUAGCCGCUACAAUAACGCAACUGCAUCACCAAUUAUAUCAUUAACUAAAGUGAUAUUAGAUUAAAUAGGCUGUAAUCCUGUAUAUUUUGUAUUAUAGUAUGUGCCAUACACCUUGUAAUUAACGUAGAAAUGCAAUAUUUUCUAUAAAAUUGUACCUUCGGUUUCCAAACUUACAAAUUAAAGCAAUACAAUAUGAGACACAAUAAAUAUUUAUUAAUAACGGCACGUAAAAUGAAUUAAAUAAUUGAACAAUACUA
Molecule: messenger RNA, 3813 nt
Organism: Pectinophora gossypiella (pink bollworm)
Lineage: Eukaryota; Metazoa; Arthropoda; Insecta; Lepidoptera; Gelechiidae
Gene: Sol1
Exons: 27
Coding region: 1-3600 (1199 amino acids)
Biological process (GO): malate metabolic process; pyruvate metabolic process
Cellular component (GO): mitochondrion
Molecular function (GO): malate dehydrogenase (decarboxylating) (NADP+) activity; malate dehydrogenase (decarboxylating) (NAD+) activity; NAD binding
Source: RefSeq, a predicted model, not a curated record